Anopheles marshallii is the source of this 1227-nucleotide messenger RNA. RefSeq names its product transmembrane protein 135-like. The coding region runs from base 1 to 1227 and encodes 408 amino acids. The record is from RefSeq and is a predicted model, not a curated record. The transcript is spliced from 4 exons. NCBI's taxonomy places the organism in Eukaryota, Metazoa, Arthropoda, Insecta, Diptera, Culicidae.
AUGGUGUCGUCAAGUAAGCUGUUCGAUCGUGUUGCGGCCAGCCGGACCUGCCGUGACCUUUGGCAUCCACGGUUCGCCAGCUGCCUCCGGUACAAUGUGCACUUUUGGCGCACUAUACUGCCGGGUAGCUUCAAGCUGUACAUUCCACUGCUGGUGCUACCGCCGCUGGUGAAACUGAACGAUGUUACGGCACGGUAUUUGGUCGAGCACACGCUGCAGUAUGUGUACAUUUCUCUCUGCACCUACGUACAGGCGGCCCUGUCACUGUCAGCUCAAUGUGUACUGCACAAUUUACUUGGCCGGCUCAACUACUGGUGUGUGAUGUUCUGGCCGUGCUUACUUGGUGUUGCAAUUGGACCACCCUUACCCAAGCAACUGCUGCGUCUUCAGGCAAUCACCUUCUUCAACAUGAGCCUGGAAGCAGCAGUCCGUAAAAGUACCUCUCCUGCCCUCCAGUACGCCCGGCGGUCUAAGACUCUCGCCACUCUUACCUUCAUGGCGUUCAGCUCCAUUAUUCUGACCUGUCUGCGGAGCGGUAUCGUGAAACAGUUUUGGCUCGUAAAUCCCGGACUCCCGGACACUCCACUUGCCAGCAAACCGAACGGGCGCGUUUGCAGUCAUGCCGGUAGAUGCUGGCAGUAUCUGACAGACGGCAUGCUUAAGUACGGCAUGGUAGGCAUCGUCCUCGAAGCGGGACGUGCCGUACUGCGCAAAUCGCACCUGCUCGCACAGAACCCGCUAGCGAUAUUCGGACGGGAAUUCCUCACCGCCUGCAAUCUUAAGCUGGGCAUGUUUCUAGCGUGUUACGUCGGUAUCUUCCGUGCGGUUUGCUGUCUGUUGGGCCGGUGGCACUCGCGGGACGAGGUGGCACAUGCGGCAGUGGCUGGGUUUUUAGCCGGCGUACCGUACUGCCUCUAUCCCACCUAUCAAAUCUAUACGCUCGGGCUGACCAAAGCCAUCGAGAUGGGGUGGGAGUACUGUGGCAAUAGGACGCUGAAUAACACCAAACCGCAGACUAGCAUUGCCGCUACCUUGCUACGGCAAUUACACCGUCUGCCAAUGUUGAGGCUCGUGCAGAUGUUUUCGUUCGGUUAUUUGGGGCACGUUUACGCGUUCCAUCCACAGGUGUCACCUGUUUUCCACCAGAAAGCGAUGGACGUCUGCUCCACCAAUCUAACGUUGGAUAUGAAGCGUCGCCUUGCUACGUGGUUGUCGGAGGUUAUGUGA